AUGGCUAUGAAUAAAUAUAUGCAUCCUCGUAAUAUUUAUAGAAUUCCUCCAGACUUUAAAAAGUUAGCCGACAUUUAUCCACAAUUUUCCAGCAUUUGUCGUUUGGAUGUAACGGGCAAAAUAACAAUUGAUUUUAAAGAUCCACGAGUUCUGAGAGUUUUAACAGCUUGUUUGCUUAAAUCAGAUUUUGAUCUAGAUGUUUCCAUACCUGAGGAUCGGCUGGUACCAACGCUUCCAUUGAGAUUAAACUAUAUACUUUGGAUAGAAGAUUUACUUGAAACCUUUGACCGGACCGAUAAUAUUAAAGGCAUUGACAUAGGUACUGGUGCCUGUGCCAUAUAUCCAUUACUGGCUGCAAAAAAAAAUAACUGGCAUAUGAUUGGUACAGAAACUGAUGAUGAAAGUUUAAAAGUAGCUAAUAAAAAUGUAAAACAAAAUAAUUUAGAAGAUCUCAUUGCAUUAAGGAAAAAUCAAUCAAAAUUUACUCUAAAGUAUUUGUUUCUGGAGAAAAAUUUACAAUAUGACUUUUGUAUGUGCAAUCCACCAUUCUAUGUGAGUCUACAAGAAGUAUGGGAAUCUCGAAGCCCGGCAAGACCUCCACCUAAAAAUGGUUUUACGGGGUCACCACAAGAAUUAGUUACAGAGGGUGGUGAGUUACAAUUUUGUAGACAGAUUCUAGAGGAAAGCCAAGAGUUAAAAGAUAACAUACUGAUAUUUACUACUAUGAUUGGACAUAAGUACAAUUUGAAGGAGUUUCUAUUAGACCUUAAAGCAGAAGGAAUCAAAUGCACAACUACAGAGUUUUGUCAAGGUAGAGUCACAAGAUGGGGUGUGGCUUGGUCCUACCACAAUAGUUGUGAUUUAUUAAAAUUAGUUACUGUUAAAGAUAAAACUAAGAAAAAGAAUUCUCCAAUAACUUUUGUAAUUCCUAAAGUACCUGACCAAUCUUAUACUAUGGAAGGUGUAAGUAAUAAAUUGAAGUUUGUUUUGGAUGAUUUAAAAAUACAAUACAAAAUUAUAACUAAGAGGAAAAAUGAACUAUGUUUAAAUAUAAUAGCUUACACAAAUACUUGGUCAAAUCAAAGGCGUAAAAGAAGGCUUCAAAAGCAAUUAGACAAUGAAUUAUUGAAAAAACCCAAGUUUGGUAGCAUUAUAAAUACACCAAUUGAAAAUAAAGGAAUAAUUGAACAGUCCCUAGAGCACCACAAAAAAGAUGAUGUUCAAAGCAUUAGAGAUUGUUAUAAUAAUGAUUCUUUAAGAGAAAAAAUUGAAGAAAGCAAUAAAUGCAUCAUGUAUGGUACUGUUGAAAAUAACACAGAUGAAGAUCCAAUUAAAAGGCCAAAUGCUAGACCCGUGGAUAAUGCCUCAAAUAUAACAUCUGAAAUAAAGAUAAUAGAAAAUACUUCAAAGCCCAACCCUCUAUCACAAGCAAUUGUAAAAAUAAAUUGGAAAGAAGAUUUGUGUUCCCUCUCAAUAGAGUACCUCGGUGGCACAGGCGGGAAAGAAAGUGUUCAUCAAAUUCUUCAAUUUAUUAAAAACAAUUGGAAUAAAUUGUGA
Messenger RNA from Pieris macdunnoughi, 1557 nucleotides. The record is from the annotation of a GenBank genome assembly. NCBI's taxonomy places the organism in Eukaryota, Metazoa, Arthropoda, Insecta, Lepidoptera, Pieridae.